AGAGAGAUCCUACAUUUAUCCCAUCAAAAUGUAGAAUUAGUCAUCAGUGUAGAAAUUGGUGGCAAAAGAUUCUUUUAAAAGACUGUCAUGAAAAGGAACUCGUUAUACCUCCAACAAUAUCCACUAUUACCACCGUCAUCAUGGAUGCUACUUCUUCGGCUCCUGUCGCUACAAAUACUCCCAUCGUCAAUAUCACAGACACUGCCACACCACGGAUCGCUCUCCAAAACACGCGAGUUAGGAAAGUGAUGUGUCGUGGUCUUACUCCUAAACACAAAAAUAUCGAAGCGAACACUCUCACCGUCCUCCAGGCUAUGCAGACAAACCCACCAUUUUUCCCAUAUGGACAGAAGAGAGCUGCCUGGGAAGCAUUCGCAAGCCUGGCUCGAUCGAAUCCAGACCUACUUCAUGUUAAUGGCACCCUUUGCGAAGGAAGAUACAAGCAAGUCCGAGACGAGUACAAGGCUGCACAGGCUGCGGCUAGACGAGCUACUGGGACAGCAGAGCCAGCCCCUUCGGAGCAAGACAUGAUUCUGGAAAAUCUCAUCAGACUUGAAGAGGACGUUGAGAAGAGAGAGGAGGAGGAGAAACAACGACAGGCUGCUCAGACAGCGGAUGAAAACCAGCUACAAGCAACUGCUCUGGACAUACGAGAUGCAGCAGUGCGUUUUGUUGCGCAAGAUACAGACCCUGCUACAGAGAGUGUCCACACCAAGAACGUUAUCGAUGAACUGCCCACCCCCAAGCGUAGAAAAAGGAGAUUUGAUGGCGACAAAGCAGAGUUCGACAAAACUAAUCAGCUUCUUCAGCAGGCCCUCUUGAAGUAUCUAAACAAAUGAAAGCAUCGAAUAGUUUAUUGUUUU
This is a messenger RNA of Gamsiella multidivaricata, 863 nucleotides long. RefSeq lists its product as uncharacterized. The transcript has a single exon. The coding region runs from base 141 to 839 and encodes 232 amino acids. Lineage: Eukaryota; Fungi; Mortierellomycota; Mortierellomycetes; Mortierellales; Mortierellaceae. The record is from RefSeq and is a predicted model, not a curated record.